AUGUUGAAGCACAGUAUACUAUUUUCAUUAAUUAUUUUAUUUGACUUUUUGUACAGGAAUGGAUACAAAUUUCUUUACUGCUCUGCCCGUGCCAUUGGAAUGGCAGAUAUAACCAGGGGAUACUUACACUGGGUUAAUGAUAGAGGUACUGUGCUUCCCAGAGGACCACUCCUGCUGGCUCCGAGUAGUUUGAUUUCAGCACUACACAGGGAAGUUAUUGAGAAGAAACCAGAAGUGUUCAAAAUUCAUUGCUUGAAUGAUAUCAGGAAUCUAUUUAAUCCACAUAGGUGUCCAUUUUAUGCUGCUUUUGGAAACAGGAGUAAUGAUGCUUAUGCAUACAAACAAGUCAGAGUCCAAGAAAGCAGAAUUUUCAUAGUAAAUCCCAAAGGAGAAUUAAUUCAGGAACAAACCAAGAGCAACAAAUCAUCGUAUCCAAGGUUGGGUGAGUUAGUGGAACAUGUAUUUCCACUAAUAGCACAAGAAAGAAGCUCAGCUUUUCUCUACCCUGAAUACAGCCAUUUUGCAUUUUGGCGGGAGCCACUUUGUGAACUUGAUUCAGAUGAGCUCAAUGAACUUAAAUUCAGUAAAGAAUAAUAAGUCAUUGCAAGAACUAGAACUAUCAGCAACAUCAAGGCAUGCUAGUGCCUUCAAUUCUGAUUUGAUCUGCCUUCUGAUUUGAUCUGCCUUCUGAUUUUAAUUUCAAUGAAGUGGAAAAUCUAUAACUUAUUUAACACUUAAAGUACUCGUUGCAAUUAUUAUCUGAGUGAAAUCAAGUGGUGUUUCAGUAGGUACCACUUGUGACAAGUCUUGCAUUACUCUUUCCCCAUCGAGCUGCAUUUAUGCAGUUUUGAUUGUGUGCUGAAAAAUUAAGAUGCAAAUGAAGAUGCAUUACAGACUACAAAUCACUUGAAAAGCCAUUGCACUUAUGGCACAGCACUUUCAUCUCUGUGGGACAAUUCCCAUACUUUCUUGUAUUUCUGUGAUGAUGCAGACGACAAUCUAUUUCCUAAUUUAUAGAUUUCCUGGUUCCCAUCAAAACUGGAUGUUUGUUGCAAUCCCCACACAUAAUAUUGUUUCUGGCAUUCACUGCAGUGGGCUGCUCUAAUAAAGUGGAAACUUGUAGUAAUGCUUGGUUAUCUGACAAAGCUGUGCCUGCAUGUAGCAUCAAGGAAGCUGCUUUAUAUGGAUGAAAGUUGGAAAGGCUGACAUAGAAAUCGAGCACUGAAAAACUGGGGAGAUAUUUUGAUUGUUUGGCUUGGACUAAACUGAAGCCUGGAAAAGGGGUGAGGUAGACUGUGCAACCAGAGGUCUUAUCAAAGAGCGGUAACAAGACUAGAGUUGAUAGAGACCUGGCCAUAGAAAAGGAGGGGGAAAAAAAGAGUGAGGCAGUUGGACACCUAAGCACUAGACAUUUAGAUGUAAGACAGAUAAAAAUGAGAAUGAGUACAAGCAUCAUGAUGCCUGACUGCAGACUAGAACUAUUUCUAUGGUGCAGAAGUUUAGUAGAAAGUAAAGAAAAUCUACAGUUGG
Messenger RNA from Rhincodon typus (whale shark), 1530 nucleotides. Its product is annotated as phosphatidate phosphatase LPIN2-like. The record is from RefSeq and is a predicted model, not a curated record. Gene Ontology annotation, biological process: triglyceride biosynthetic process; fatty acid catabolic process; positive regulation of transcription by RNA polymerase II. Gene Ontology annotation, cellular component: nucleus. Bases 1 to 594 code for a protein of 197 amino acids. The transcript has 5 exons. Gene Ontology annotation, molecular function: transcription coactivator activity; phosphatidate phosphatase activity. NCBI's taxonomy places the organism in Eukaryota, Metazoa, Chordata, Chondrichthyes, Orectolobiformes, Rhincodontidae.